CCCCCGCUGCCGCGGGGUACCUCGAAGAUGAUGUUGGCGGAGCAAGCCCAGAAGUGGUUCCCCACUCACGUGCAAGUCACCGUCCUUCAGGCCAAAGGGCUGAAGCCCAAAGGCAAAAGCGGCACCAACGACGCUUACACCAUCAUUCAGCUGGGCAAGGAGAAGUACUCCACCUCGGUAGCUGAGAAGACCCUGGAUCCGGUGUGGAAAGAAGAGGCCUCGUUUGAGCUCCCUGGACUGCUGACCCAGGAGAAUCCAGAAAAAUAUGUCCUGUACCUGGUUGUCAUGCACAGGUCAUUGGUGGGGCUGGAUAAAUUUUUGGGACAGGUGGCGGUAAAUCUGAAUGAUAUAUUUGAGGACAAGCAAAGAAGGAAAACAGAGUGGUUUAGCCUAGAGUCCAAACAAGGAAAGAGAACGAAAGACAGAGGAGAAAUAAAGGUCAAUAUUCAGUUUAUGAGGAAUAACAUGACAGCAAGUAUGUUUGAUUUGUCAAUGAAGGACAAAACCAAAUCUCCUUUUGCUAAACUAAAAGACAAAAUGAAGGGUCGAAAAAAUGAUGGGACGUUUUCAGAUACAUCUUCUGCGAUCAUUCCAAGCACUCACCUACCUGAUGCAAGCAUAGAGGUAUACAGUAGUGAAGUACAAGUGAAAUCAAAACCAAAAAAACCUUUCCUUCUGGGACCUCAGCGACUAUCUUCAGCUCACUCGAUGUCAGAUUUAACAGGAUCACAUGUCUCUUCAGAAAAAGCGAAAUCCAGCACAAUUGGCUACUCUCAUCUUUUCAGGCGUCAGCUAGAGUCUUUUGGUUCAAUUGAUGAGGGUGGGAGUCUAAAAUCUCCACAUAGAAGGACAUUAAGUGUUGAUACUUCUAAAACGAACCAGCUUGACAGCACAGUUGAUGAAACUGCCUUUGAAGCACAAAACGACCCAUUUACCAAUGUGAGUGCUUCGUUACCCCAAAAAUUUGCAACGCUGCCAAGACAGAAGAAUCCAUUUGAAGAAAGCCCAGCGACAUGGGAUCAAAACAUAAGUCUGUUUUCCAAACCUGUUGAAAUCAAAAAAGAAAUUAAAAAAGAGAAAAAAGAGAAAGUUAGCCUUUUUGAAAGAGUGACUGGAAAAAAGGAUAGCAAGAGAUCAGAUAAACUUAGCAACGGGGGAUCAGACAGUUCUACUGAUUUGAAAUCACCUAGUGCAUUUGGUGAAACUCAUCAGGAGAGUUUUGAUUAUGAUUCAACUAAUCCGUUUAUAACAAACUUCAAGCCUACGAGCAUGUUGCCAUCUUCAAGUUAUAAUAUGAAUCCUUCUGGCAUUGAGGACCUCAGGAAAACAAUGGAUGGAAAUCCUUUUGAUGCCACUGCAGGAUACCGUAAUCUUACUUAUGAAGAGGUUUUGCAGGAGCUGGUGAAACAUAAAGAACAACUUAAGAAGAAGGACAUCCAUAUUCGUGAACUUGAGGAUUACAUUGAUAAUCUUCUUGUACGAGUAAUGGAAGAAACGCCUAGUAUUCUCAGAGUGCCAUAUGAACCUUCUCGAAAAGCUGGCAAAUUUUCCAAAAGCUAAGAUGAUACUUGAUGGUACUUUCUGCUGAAUCUGUUUGUGGAAGGAAAUCAUACUUAAACAUUCUGACUUCUUUUCAUUCCUUUUUUCCUAAGAAAUUCCUAAGGAAUCGAGAGGAGGCAUCUGCAGUUUAGGUUUUUCAUUUGUUUUUUACUCCAAACAUUAGCAGGGGAUGCCGAAAGUAGUAUUCGGUUAUGUUAGCUAAACAGCUUUUUAAAUGAACAAUGAUAUAAUGAUCUAUGUUAGGUGAACAGUGAAUCUCUCUCUCUCUCUCUCUCUCUCUCUCUCUCUCUCUCUCUCUCUCUCUCUCUUUUUUUUUUGAAAACACCUUUAGCUACAGUGUUACUUGCAGUGUAAAUAAUGCACAUUAAAUAUGUCCAGUUUUAUACGGUAGCUUAAUUUUCACCAUCUGGCAGUUUCAACUGGAAUAGCGCGUGCUAUUUUGAAUGUUUUCUUGACUGAUUAUUGGUAUUAUGUAAAUUUUUUUCGUUUUGGUAUUACAGCAUGCCUUCAAAACCACUGUUUUCGAGCCAGUAUAACAUGCUUUGCUAAAUCUAAGUGUGGCUUAUUGUAGUGGAAUGUGGUUUGUUUUACACAUACUAGACGGAAACAGUGAUGCACAAUCUUUACAAAGAGUAAAUGCUGUAUCUUAUACAAUGUGCUUUUUGUACGACAGUAUAAAACAUAUCAAGCCAUUUCAGUAACGCACAUGCUCGAAUCAGUUAUUUUACAAUUAAAUUCUGAAUUUUAUGUAUAAUGAUUGAACUUUGAUAGGGAGCUCAUAGGGUUAUUUUGAGGAUCAUUUUGUAGAAUGUUAUCGCAUGCCUUUUUAUAUGUUAAAGUACUUCAAACAGUCUUAAUAGUCGGAAGUAGGACUGGAGGAAAGUAUGGAAUAAAGAAAUGAGUACUUUGUUCAGUCAAAAUCUAGUACAGUAGAAAUAUAGGAGAAAUGAAUAGACUGAGUUAAAUAGACAUCAUAAUUCUGAAAAUAUAAAAGUGAGUCAAUUUAAGCUUGAAUUUUAAAUGAUAUAUAUCUGUCUUAGGUUUCCUAAAUCUUAUGACAACAAAGUAUAUGACUUUAGAAAUAGACUAUGUUGCUUAAACACAUCCAGAGUACUUAGAAAGGCUUAUCAUUUAAAAGAAAAGAUCUGUAUUCUUUGUAAGUACUUUUAAAAGUUGGUUUUCACUAAGGUAAAUGAAAGAUGAAUAUAAUAAGAAUCUUCCCAAUUAUUUAAUAAUUGUUUAUAAGAUGACAUAUGAAAAAGGUAUCUCCUAUUCAGUAAAUUUGCAAAAUAGAGUGCUGAACACACAACAGGAAAAUGCUGUAGUAGACUAAUCCUCACAAUAUUAACAUAAGUAGAUUUUAAUUUUAUUUAUAUGGGUCUCAGUUGGAUUGUCUGUUGCUCCAGAGCAGUAAAAAGAUAUAAAAAUGUGUACGGGAGAAUAUUCUAGAUUUAGAUAUAAGAAGAUUGACUGUCUUUUCCUCGUCCUUCUCUUUUCUUCCACAUGAUCUAUUUUUUUCUUACAUCAUCAUAUAAUGGCUGUUGCUGAGGAAGAAAAAAGG
Molecule: messenger RNA, 3121 nt
Organism: Struthio camelus australis
Lineage: Eukaryota; Metazoa; Chordata; Aves; Struthioniformes; Struthionidae
Gene: RAB11FIP2
Product: RAB11 family interacting protein 2
Biological process (GO): regulated exocytosis
Cellular component (GO): phagocytic cup; endosome
Molecular function (GO): small GTPase binding
Source: RefSeq, a predicted model, not a curated record